UCGAUACCCUUUCCCCUCUAUCUCAUUGUGAUGUUAUUUUUUUCUUCUAACUUUUAGCUACUAUAGCUAAGUUUGUACCUUCAUUUUGCAGUGCCUUUACACAGACAGUCAUUAUAUAUUUUUUGUUUUCCUUUUCCAUCAUGUUCACUACCACCGGUUCCCGAGGGCUCGAUAAGGCCCCCCUGUCUAAAGGUCUCCUCCUGGUCCUCAGUGGUCUGACUGUCGUGCUAACCCUCCUGCCACAGUACAAUCACCUGUUCACCUACAGCCUGCAGGCCAUCACGCUGCAGCACCAGGUAUGGCGGUUAGUGUGUGGCAGACUGAUCUGUCUGGACCUAAAGGACACCUUCUGCAACAGUCUGCUCAUCUACAACUUCCGCAUCUUGGAGAGACGGUUCGGCAGCAGAAAAUUUGCUUCCUUCCUGUUUGGGACGUGGGUGCUCACUGCACUGGUGGACUUCCUGCUGUCUGAAGUGUUUCACUACCUGUUUGACUACCAGGUGUCUGAGCUGCCUGCCGGACUGCUAGGCCCAGUGUUCAGCCUGUUUGUACCUUUCUACUCCUCCAUCCCCAAGGUUCCAGUCACUCAACUCCUUGGUCAGAUCUCCAUAACUAACAAGUCCCUGGUUUACAUUGUAGGCCUGCAGCUCCUGACCUCCAGUCCGUUCAUGUGGCUCGUUGCUCUCAGUGGACUGGUCUCUGGGAAGCUGUACCACGGAAACGCUCUGAGGGUGCAGCGGCUGCUCUUCGUACCCCGGUGGCUGUCCCGUGUAGGGGCCUUCGUCCUGGAGCCCCUGUUCUCCGGGCCCCCGCCCUCCAAUGACCCCCCCCUGGGUAUGGGGGCUACUCUGGACAUCCAGAGACAGCAGAGGAUGGAUCUCCAUGAUCAACAGAUGCUGCUGGCCCAGUUCCAUCAGGCCAGGAGGAACCACAGACCACCACAGAAUGGCCUAAUGAACUGGAACAGAUUUUUCCCAUCGCUGAGACACAGAGGACAGAACCUUCCCCCAGAGCCACAACCACACCCCUCUCCACCGCUGCAGCCACACCCAUCUCCACAGCAGCUCCACCCCUCAGCUCCUCCACUGCUGGAGCCCACAGCUCCUCCACUGCUGGAGCCCACAGCUCCUCCCUUGGUCAACACUCCUGUAGCUGAAGAACAGGUGAGCACUGUUGCCAGAUUGAUGGAGAUGGGCUUCUCCAGAAUAGAUGCUCAGGAUGCCCUCAGGGCGUCCAACAACGACAUCAACGUGGCAACCAACUUUCUACUGCAGCAUUUAGGGUAGGGAGGAGUUUGAAAGAUGUAGAACCUGAGAGAGAAAAACAACAGAGGGAACAGAAUGAAGUGUGGGUCUGAUCCAGUGAGCAGGGUCCUGGGGGUUUGAGGCCAGGGGACCGGCCUGCUCUGGAGCUCCAGAGGACUACACAGAGAAUAACUCAACACAGACUACACAAUUACUAGGAGGAAAGGAGAGAGGACAGUAAUGCUGCUGCUGUCCACCGUGCUUCCUGAAGGGUGAAGAGGGCUGUCCACAGUGCUUCCUGGUAGUGGGUACUCAGCCCUGUUCCAGAUAGUUUGGAUACUCUGUCCUGUCACCUUGCUGCUGAGGGACAGAAGAUGGAGGAUCAGAAGGCUGCUAUUCUCAGGGCUUGUUGCAUCUAGUGUCUUCUCUAUAUUCUAGCAUUACCAUGGUUCAUUACGGCUUCCUCCACCUCACACACACCUUCGCCCAGAAAACAUACACACAUAUUCGCCAGUCCCUAAAGGUUUUGUUUUGUGUCAUUUGUCCAUGGACAGUGAUUACAAGAGUUUGUUUGCUUGACUUCUGCAGAAUGAAUCUAAAAUUCCUCAGAAUGAAUCUAAAAUCUUAAAGGGGGUUGAAAUGAGGAGAAUAUACUAAAUUAUGGAAACUGUCAAUCUUGAAUACUCAAUGAAAAACGUCUGCACAGGUAAUACUUAGUGGAUGGCUUGUAUGUUUAGCUGCUCAGUGGCUACAUCCUGGUUAACUACACUAUGGAAUAAAAUUAUGGUGACAAUAUAUUAAUUAUUUAAACUGUUUCACUAGUUUUUCAAAAUCAUUGAGGAUUUAACACUUAUUUAUAAUUUUUAUUUACUUUUUGUUUUAUGUGACUGACUGUAUAAACGGAGGUGUGCUUGUUGUUUGGUUAACCUAUGCUUGUGUGUGGUGUCAUUAUACUACUGAUUACAAAUGAUUAACAAUUUAACAAACUGCUUCCAACCACUGAAAUAUAUGCAAUGUGCUCUGCUGUGGUAACCGUGCUGCCCAUACAGCGUUACAACAGUAUAAUGGCCUAAUGAAUAAACCUACCUCUCACCUUCA
This is a messenger RNA of Oncorhynchus masou masou (cherry salmon), 2342 nucleotides long. Its product is annotated as ubiquitin-associated domain-containing protein 2-like. Bases 141 to 1286 code for a protein of 381 amino acids. Lineage: Eukaryota; Metazoa; Chordata; Actinopteri; Salmoniformes; Salmonidae. The transcript is spliced from 9 exons. The record is from RefSeq and is a predicted model, not a curated record. Gene Ontology annotation, molecular function: protein binding; serine-type endopeptidase activity.